ACAUAUAAAAUGCAGAACGACGCCGGUGAAUUCGUUGACUUGUACUGCCCGAGGAAAUGCUCGGCCAGCAACCGCCUCAUCCACGCUAAGGACCAUGCUUCAGUACAGCUAGUGAUUGCUGACGUAGACCCCGCCACAGGUCGUGCUGCUGACACAUCUAAAAUGUAUGUUGUCUGUGGGGCUAUCCGAAGGAUGGGAGAGUCUGAUGAUUGCAUCGUGAGGUUAACAAAGAAAGAUGGUAUACUGGCUAAAAACUAUUAACAUCUCGUUCGUCAAACAACUAUUUUAUAAGAUAAAAUAAAAAACAAAAAAUACA
Molecule: messenger RNA, 316 nt
Organism: Bombyx mori (domestic silkworm)
Lineage: Eukaryota; Metazoa; Arthropoda; Insecta; Lepidoptera; Bombycidae
Gene: RpS21
Product: ribosomal protein S21
Biological process (GO): translation; endonucleolytic cleavage to generate mature 3'-end of SSU-rRNA from (SSU-rRNA, 5.8S rRNA, LSU-rRNA); endonucleolytic cleavage in ITS1 to separate SSU-rRNA from 5.8S rRNA and LSU-rRNA from tricistronic rRNA transcript (SSU-rRNA, 5.8S rRNA, LSU-rRNA)
Cellular component (GO): cytosolic small ribosomal subunit; ribosome
Molecular function (GO): structural constituent of ribosome
Source: RefSeq, marked provisional